Messenger RNA from Acytostelium subglobosum LB1, 2406 nucleotides. RefSeq lists its product as hypothetical. Lineage: Eukaryota; Evosea; Eumycetozoa; Acytosteliales; Acytosteliaceae. Gene Ontology annotation, biological process: actin cytoskeleton organization. Bases 1 to 2406 code for a protein of 801 amino acids. Gene Ontology annotation, molecular function: actin filament binding. The record is from RefSeq and is a predicted model, not a curated record. The transcript has 3 exons.
AUGACUGAGACCAAGAAGACCUGGAUUGAUGUCCAGAAAAGGACAUUCACUGGAUGGGCCAAUAACUACUUGAAGGAACGUAUCCUGAAGAUCAAUGACCUGGGCACUGACUUGGAGGAUGGAACCAACUUGAUCAACUUGCUCGAGAUCAUUUCGAGCAAGAAGAUUCUCAAGUACAACAAGCAGCCCAAGAUCAGAAUGCAAAAGAUCGAGAACAACAACAUGGCCGUGAACUUUAUCAAGCAGGAGGGCCUCAAGUUGGUGGGCAUCGGUGCCGAGGACAUUGUCGACGGCCAGCUCAAGCUCAUCCUCGGUCUGAUCUGGACGCUCAUUCUCCGCUAUCAGAUCCAGAUGUCCGAGAACGACUCGCCCAAGGCCGCCCUGCUCGAGUGGGUGCGUGGCCAGGUCAAGCCAUACGGCGUUCGCGUCGACAACUUCACCGACCACUGGCGCGACGGCAAGGUGCUGUCGGCGCUCACCGACUCGCUCAAGCCAGGCGUGCUCAACAUGAACACGCUCAGCAACGACCCAUUCACCGACGUCAACCGCGCAAUGGACGUUGCCUUGGAGCAGUACGACAUCCCCAAGAUUAUGGACCCAAGCGACAUGGUUAACUUGCCAGAUGAGCUCUCCGUCAUCACCUACGUGUCUUACUUCCGUGACUACGCCCUCAACAAGGAGAAGCGCGACAAGGAGGCUGCCGAGGCAUUGGAGCGCAAGCGCCGCACCACCUCUGAGCCCUCCCAGGUUCUGGCCUACGGCCCAGGUCUGGAGCAUGGAUUCGUCAACGUGCGCGGUGACUUCACCAUCAAGGCCAUCAACUACUAUGGUGACCCCCUGGCCAAUGGAGGUGAGAACUUCACCGUCGCCAUCGUUGGUGCCAACGGCGUAGCAGUGCCAGUCAACUUGGUCGACCGCAACAACGGUACCUACGACGGAAACUACACUCCAAAGGACCCACAGGACAUCACCAUCAACAUCCGUCUGGACGGUGUCGACGUCAAGAACUCACCAUUCCGCGUGCGCAUCGAUGGCUCUGACCCCAAUGAGUCCAACGCCUACGGCCCAGGUCUCGAGGGUGCCAAGGUUGGAGUGCAGGCUCCAUUCAAGAUCCAAGGUCGCAACAAGGAGGGCCAGGCCACCACCCGUGGUGGAGAGGAGUUCACCGUCAAGGUUAGCGGACCAGCUGGCAACGUGCCAGCCAACGUCCACGACAACAACGACGGCUCGUACGACGUUGUCUACACCCCAACCAAGGGUGGUGAGCACCGCGUCGAGGUGUUCCUGCGUGGAGUGCCUCUGGCCCAGGGACCAACAUCGGUCCGCGUGCUCAACUCUGAUGAGAACAACUCAUAUUGCUCUGGUCCAGGCUUUGAGAAGGCCCAGGCACGCCGCCCCACCGAGUUCACUAUCCACUCGAUUGGCGCCAAUGGCAAGCCAGCCGCCGAUGGUGGCGACCCCUUCCAGGUGUCCAUCUCUGGCCCACACCAGGUGGACGUGUCCAUCGCCGACAAUGACGACGGAACCUACACCGUUGCCUACACCCCAGAGAAGCCAGGUGAUUAUGAGAUCAUCGUCACGCUCAACGACAAGCCAAUCAAGGACAUCCCCAAGGAGAUCCACAUCAAGCCCGCUGCCGACCCCAACAACUCCUACGCCAAGGGUCCAGGUCUCGAGGGUGGCGAAUGCUUCCAGCCAUCAAAGUUCAAGAUCUUUGCCGUCGACCCCGACGGAGUUGCCCGCAAGGAUGGUGGCGACGGCUUCGUCGUAACUGUCGAGGGCCCAGCCCCAGUCGAGCCCUACAUGGUCGACAAUGGUGAUGGUACCUACGACGUCGAGUUCGACCCCAAGGCUCCAGGCGACUACAAGAUCAACCUCACUCUUGACGGCGACACUGUCAAUGGAUUCCCCAAGACUGUGCGCAUCAAGCCCGCACCCUCAGCCGGACACUCAUACGCCAAGGGUCCAGGUCUCGUCGAGGCCUUUGACAAUGCAGUUGCCGAGUUCACCAUCUUCUCGAUUGACACUUACGGCAAGCCAAGAACCGACGGAGGCGACCCCUUCGUCGUUGCCAUCAAGGGUCCAGCCGGCAAGGUGGACGCUCAGGUGCGCGACAACAACGACGGCACAUACCACGUGCAGGCGAGAAACAAGACCUACGGAGGCGACAAGUUCGAGGUGUCGAUCACCGGCCCCGCCGAGUUCAUCCAGCUGGACGCCAUCGACAACCAGAACGGAACCUACACCGCCGCCUACUCACUCCAGGGUAAUGGCCGUUUCGCCACCGGCGUCAAGUUGAACGGCAAGCACAUCGAGGGCAGUCCAUUCAAGCAAGUGUUGGGCAACCCAGGCAAGAAGAACCCAAGCGUCAAGACCUUCACAACCACCGCUUCAGCCAACAUGUAA